AUGGCCCUUAAAGGCACAGGAGCUUUGGGUCAAGUGUCACUUGGCAACCUAACUUGUCGGGGAAAUUGCUGGUUUGCUGCUCAGGGGAGGGCCUUCCCUAUUGGAUUCGAGAGGGGGCGGGGCCAAGGCAUACCCGUCUCUGCCUGGCCCCGCCCUCUUACGAGGAAGCUUUCCCGCGGUUUGGCCAAGGCGGCCAUGGGCUCCGGCGGCCCGGAAGCGGGGAUCGACCUCUACCGAGACACGUGGGUGCGCUACCUGGGUUACGCCAACGAGGUCGGGGAGUCCUUCCGGGCCAUCGUCCCAGUGUCCUUGGUCUGGGCCAGUUAUGGGGUGGCCACGGCGUACGUCACUGCAGAUGCUUUCGACAAGGGCAAGAAGGCCGCCGCCCUGCAGGCCCGGCAGGGGGGCGGCGCAGCCAAGGAGGCCACGGUGGCGGUGGUGGACACCUUCAUCUGGCAGGCGCUGGCCUCGGUCAUCAUCCCCGGCUUCACCAUCAACCGCAUCUGUGCUGCCUCCCUCUACCUCUUGGGCUCCCGGACCCGGUGGCCCCUGCCCGUCCGCAAGUGGACCACCACUGCCCUGGGCCUCUCUGCCAUCCCCUUCAUCAUCAAGCCCAUCGACAGGUCGGUGGAUUUCUUGAUGGACUCCAGCCUUCGGAAACUCUACAAAAGGGAUGAGAAGCCCCCGACUUCCUUCUAAGGAUCACCAAGACCCAUUAAGCGGGAGCCAAAGGACUGUCUGGCUUCAAUAGGGCAUUAAUUUAUUAUUGUAUCGGGGGGCAAGGGUCCGAUCAUUGCCCGCUGUGUUCGGCAGGGAAGAGAAAAAAAUGUGAAAUUCGAUGUGCAAUAAAUAAAACAAACCCCUUUCCUAGGGGCCAUGACAACCUUC
Molecule: messenger RNA, 888 nt
Organism: Anolis sagrei ordinatus
Lineage: Eukaryota; Metazoa; Chordata; Lepidosauria; Squamata; Anolidae
Gene: MTFP1
Product: mitochondrial fission process 1
Biological process (GO): mitochondrial fission
Cellular component (GO): mitochondrion
Source: RefSeq, a predicted model, not a curated record